Stylophora pistillata is the source of this 1493-nucleotide messenger RNA. Its product is annotated as putative hydroxypyruvate isomerase. The record is from RefSeq and is a predicted model, not a curated record. Gene Ontology annotation, molecular function: hydroxypyruvate isomerase activity. Lineage: Eukaryota; Metazoa; Cnidaria; Anthozoa; Scleractinia; Pocilloporidae. Gene Ontology annotation, biological process: glyoxylate metabolic process.
UGAUUUGAACAGCAUGGCCUUAAAAUUUGCUGCAAACUUAUCGUUUACAUUUUUGGAGCAUAAAAACUUCCUUGAUAGAUACCAAGCGGCCAAAAAUGCAGGUUUCAAGGCAGUGGAAUCAGGUUUUCCACUAGAUAUUCCUUUUGAGGAAUUAUCUAAUGCUAGAGAAAAUGCACAAAUAGAACAUGUUCUCAUGAAUUCUUUUGAUGGUGGCUCUCAAGGACUUGCUGCAGUACCUGGUAGAGAGGAAGAAUUUAAGCAAUGCUUAGAGUUAUCUAUUAAAUAUGCAGAAGCUGUUAGAUGUACAAGACUGCAUGUAUUAGCUGGUGUGUUUCCAAAGGGUGUUACAAACACAGAUAACAAGUUGGCAGUGCUAUGGGAAGAGAUAUAUGUGAAGAAUAUGAAAUAUGCUGCUCAGAGACUAGAAGAGUGUGGAAUCACCCUCCUACUAGAGCCUAUCAGUACAAUACCAGGAUAUUUCCUGUCUCUUACACAACAAGCAAUCAAUUUGAUCAAGAAAGUAGACCAUAAAAAUAUGAAACUUCUUUUGGAUUUGUUCCAUCAUCAACGUACAAGUGGUAAUUUAACAGAGACUUUGACUGAUUGCAUGCCUUAUAUAGGCCAUAUCCAAGUAAGCCAAGUACCAAAUCGAAAUGAACCAAGUUUAGAUGGAGAAAUCAACUAUCCUUUUAUAUUCCAUCAAUUAGCUAAAUUAGGAUACAAAGGCUGGAUAGGCUGUGAAUAUCAUCCUAGAGGUCGAACAGAGGAUGGUUUAGGAUGGUUAGUGCCGUAUCUUGUUGAUUAAUAAAGGACUAAUCUUCCAGAUUGCUGCCCAGUUAGACUAGGCUUCAACAUUAACCUUUUGGAACUGCUGAAUAUAUAACAAACAGAGCCAGACAGAAUCAUUUGAAAGUUACCCAUUCAGGCUAGAAGUUUAACUGAAAAGAAAUCUUCAAGUUCUCACAGAACGAUCUUUCACGCACCAAUCUGUUUUUCUGCCAUAGUGGUAUAGGUUACAGUUGGAACUGUUAUUCUCUGAUGCCACUUCUCUCCCUUCUAAUUCCCCCUUCUAACUGCUAUACAUUCUAUUUUAACUCAUUGUAGAGAAUCUGGUUUUUUAUCUGGAUAACAUCCUCUAACUUGUCAUAAUAAUGUAAUAAUUUAUUUAUCGUCGAUGCCGUGGGCAGUGGUCGCUCAAUCUUCCGAGCAACGGGGCUCAUGUUAAUGUAAGGAGAAUUCACAUGUGAAUCACUCCAAGGGGUGAAACAGUCCGAUCAAUUUAUAUGUGUUUCUUAAAUUGUGGUUCAAGUUAUUGAGAAGGUGUUGUCAAUUUAAGAUCUCAUUGCUAAUGAUAAAUCCACUAUAAUUAUUUAUUUUUCACAAGUAAAGGCGUAAGAUGUAUUUUUAAUCUUUCAAAGAGUUUUGAAAUAUUGUAAGGAAAUGGUAGUUUUAUAUUAUCGUGUAUUAAAAGUAGGAAUAACUCCACAAGCUUU